Molecule: messenger RNA, 1147 nt
Organism: Octopus bimaculoides (California two-spot octopus)
Lineage: Eukaryota; Metazoa; Mollusca; Cephalopoda; Octopoda; Octopodidae
Product: CDP-diacylglycerol--inositol 3-phosphatidyltransferase
Biological process (GO): phosphatidylinositol biosynthetic process
Cellular component (GO): Golgi apparatus; membrane
Molecular function (GO): CDP-diacylglycerol-inositol 3-phosphatidyltransferase activity
Source: RefSeq, a predicted model, not a curated record
GUGUGUGUUAGAAAAGAGAGAGAUUGAGAGAGAGUGACAGGAACUGGUGUGUUUUAAACAGGAAGAGGCAAAACCUCGUCUGUAGUUCCUAGACUGCUGCUACCAACUGUAAUAUUCAUAAGAUAGACAACAGUUGGAAGACAUAAAGACUCCUCCUCUGUUGCUGCUGCUGCUGCCGCCACCACCACCGUCACCAUCAACAACAGCACUGACUUAGAAGAAAAAGAAAAAGAAACAAAUAAUAAACGGUGCACAACAGAGAGAGAACAAACAAACACCAGCGGGAACUAAUAACAAUUAUACAGAGGCAGACAGAAAGAAAUUGAAAAUUAAACCGACAUGUCAAGUGAAAGUGUCGAGACCAUCUUUCUGUUCGUUCCGAACCUGAUAGAUUAUGGACGAGUUGUGUUUGCCUUUGCUGCAUUUUACUUCAUGCAAACAAAUUAUCAGCUAGCAGCUUUCCUUUAUCUUCUCAGUGGAUUUUUGGAUUCAUUUGAUGGACAUGCUGCUCGAGUUUUGAAUCAAGGUAGCAAACUUGGAGCCAUGCUUGACCAACUUAUAGACCGAUUUACAACAAUGUGUCUUAUGGCAGCAUUGUGUUUCUUCUACCCAAAAUACAUGCUAUUUUUCCAGUUCAGCAUGACAGUUGACAUUGUCAGUCACUGGUUUCACUUACAAAGUUCCCUUAUGAAAGGUGCUGGUAGCCAUAAAGUUCUUGAUUUGUCAGCAAAUCCAAUUCUGCGCCAUUAUUAUCACAAUAAAAUCAUUCUCUUUCUGAUGUGUUCAGGCAAUGAACUUUUCUACUGCUUGUUGUACGUCAGAUAUUUCACAUCUGGACCAGCAGUAUUUGGAAGUAUUGGACUUGUGACUGCAUUGCUCUAUCCUUGUGGAUUGGUUGCUUUCCUGAAGACCAUUAUAAGCAUCCUCCAACUUUACAGUGCAAUGGCCAAUGUUGCUGCUAUUGACGUUGCAGAUCGUGCUGCCCUCAGGACUUCAGAAAAUAAUGCAAAGAAAAUAUCUUAAGAUUCUGGAAACUGUGAAAUAAAUGUAUAUUGAAUAGGUAUUUUAUGAAAGUUUGAUGCACACUCAAAAGUGUGUAUGUGAGAUAUAUAUAUAUAUAUAUAUAUAUAUAUAUAUAUACACACAC